Messenger RNA from Candidula unifasciata, 689 nucleotides. NCBI's taxonomy places the organism in Eukaryota, Metazoa, Mollusca, Gastropoda, Stylommatophora, Geomitridae. The record is from the annotation of a GenBank genome assembly.
CUGGGGAAAUUAUAGUAGAUCGAACCGCCAUCACUAAUCUGCAGUUUUUUUCUUCUUCUCUUCAUCAACAGACGAUCUGCGACAGAAAACUUCGAAUGGGCAAUAUAGGAGAUGGCGGAUGGGAAAUUUGUGAUGACCCGGAUGUUAGACCCAUACCUCCUUGCAUCGUUUACUCGUUUGGAAUCAAUUACGACUUUUCCUUUGAUGACCAGGCGUCUAGUUUGUAUGGAUGUCACGUCUUUUCCUUUGAUCCCAGCAUGAAAAAGUUUCCGGAUAAGAAGAACAGAUCACCACUGGUGCACUUCUAUAAAGUAGGACUGUCUAAUACAACAGCCACAACAAGCAAAAAGUGGGCGUUAAAAACUUUCACUGACAUCAGAGCCAUGUUAGGACAUACCACCACAAACAUAGACAUCGUUAAAAUGGACAUCGAGAAUUCUGAGUGGCUAGCGCUGCCAGAGAUGAUCAACUCUGACCAGUUGACCACAGUCCGACAGCUCAUGGUAGAGUACCACGUUGAGGAGUCAACGCGCCCGUUUCUAUUGUCCAGCCUUCAGACAAUCCAAGCUGUUGAAAAGGCCGGAUUUAAGAAAUAUUAUGUGCAUAAAAAUCCUGUUUGUGUUGAGAGAAUUGAAGGUUUUCCUAUUGCAAGAAGUCAUUGUUAUGAAGUUCAUUAUAUCAGGAGAUAA